Penicillium paradoxum is the source of this 1053-nucleotide messenger RNA. Its product is annotated as putative proline utilization protein PrnX. Lineage: Eukaryota; Fungi; Ascomycota; Eurotiomycetes; Eurotiales; Aspergillaceae. The transcript has a single exon. Gene Ontology annotation, cellular component: cytoplasm. The record is from RefSeq and is a predicted model, not a curated record. Bases 1 to 1053 code for a protein of 350 amino acids.
AUGCACAUCCUCUCUGAACCCGAUGUGUCAAAGAUCUUCCGCGGUCUGACACAAGAACAAUGCCACAGCUUCAUCUCAGUACUGAGCAAUGCCCUGGUCAGCAUAACCAAUGAAUCAAAGCCAACAACCCCAGCAUCCUCCAAAAAAAUCCACCAACCUCUUCGCACUGUCUUCACAACCAGCAAUGACAACACCUGCAUCUUCAUGCCGGUAUCGGACACCGCAUCCACCGGUAUCAAAGUAGUAACCGCCAGCUCUACCGGAAUCCUAGGCGUGAUCAACAUCUUCAACCCAGAAGGCCGGCUCCAGGGCCUCCUUGCCGCAGCUGAAGUAACAGCCUUCCGCACUGCCUUGGCAACAAUGACCCUCUUCGUGCGCUGCACAACCAUCCGCAAGGAUAACGUGCUCGUCCUUGGCAGCGGUCGUCAGGCAGAGUGGCACGCACGCCUCGCACUCUUGCUCUACCCUGAGCAAGUGCGCCGGGUCACCUUUGUGAACCGCGGUGCCAAGAGACUGCAGGAGAUGGAGAAGGAUGUCAUUGCCGAAUUGCGCGUGACCUAUCCCGGUGUCAUCUUUAACACGCUCGCCAAGGAGGGCGUCUCAGACUACGAGAAGCGCCUUGGGGAGGAACUUGCUGCAGCAGAUGUUAUCUUCAGCUGCACACCUGCCACUGAGCCGAACUUUGGAUAUGCGGCUUUGCAGGUGAACCCCAAGCAGCGAUUUAUUUCGCUUAUCGGCUCGUAUAAGCCUAAUAUGCAUGAGAUUGAUACCGAGACUUUGCUUUCCGGUGGCAAGGUUUAUGUUGAUACUAAGUCCGCAUGUCUUGAGGAGGCUGGGGAGUUGAUCACUGCGGGUCUUGGGGAGGAGGACUUGAUUGAGAUGGGAGAUCUUUUGGGGGCGGAUGGCAUUGCGGAGGGAAAUCUCGAUGUUCCGGCUGGAUCUAAUGUUAUUUACAAGUGUGUUGGUAUGGGAUUGAUGGAUCUUGCUGUUGGGAAAAAGGUGCUUGAUGUUGGUGUGGAGAUGGGCCUUGGAACUCAUGUUGAUGGGUUCUAG